This is a messenger RNA of Acanthosepion pharaonis, 624 nucleotides long. The record is from the annotation of a GenBank genome assembly. NCBI's taxonomy places the organism in Eukaryota, Metazoa, Mollusca, Cephalopoda, Sepiida, Sepiidae.
AUGUUUCUAUUGUCACGCCAUUUCCAUCAUAUUCCUUCUUUUAUUUCCCUACCUAUUUCAAGAUCUAUACUUCUUUUCUUUGCCUCCAUAUUUUCUUCUUUCCGCCAUUUUGAAUUUUACACUGAGUUUUUGUUUCCUGUCCAUUUCUGUCUUUUUUAUUUUUCGUUCAUAUUGUGUCUUUUGUUCUUUUUUUCGCCCGUUUCUUUUAUGUUUUCUUUUAUUAACAUUGUCUUUUCUUUUUCUUUCUUUUAUCUACUUUUUUCCUUCAAAUCUUUUCUUUCCAAUUUUCUUUUCUUCAUUGUCCACCCUUUUUUCCUUCCACCCUUCCUUACAUUUUGCUAUACAGUUCAUUCUUUACCCCGCCAUUUUUUUUCUUCCCGCUUAUUUUUCUUCAAUGCCAUAUUUUUAUUCUUCUACACUUUCCAUUUUUUUUUUCUUCUCUUGUUCGCAUUUCUUAUUGACCGGAAGAUAUGCGAACAUUUUGAUCAGGAUACUUGCCUGCAGUUCGCUAUUGGUUCCAUUUUUUUUUUUUCUCACUUUUCUCUUUCUUUUAUAGAAUUGUUAUCUCUUCCCGAAUUCUACCAAAUUCUAGCCUCUGUCAUUUGUAUUGUUUUUAUCGGGUAA